This is a messenger RNA of Eruca vesicaria subsp. sativa (arugula), 504 nucleotides long. Lineage: Eukaryota; Viridiplantae; Streptophyta; Magnoliopsida; Brassicales; Brassicaceae. The record is from the annotation of a GenBank genome assembly.
AUGUCUCGCAUUCUUUUGAUAUUUUUGGCGAUUACACUCGCUUGCUCAGUCGCCGAAGCAAACACUCUACAAACAUUCGACGCAAUCUGUAAACAGACAAUAGACAAAAGUUUCUGCAAUGGGAUCCUUGCCAAGGCUACUUCCCCAAGCAUGAAAGAUCUCUUGAAAGUGACAGUGACAGAAGCUGAAAUAAGAUCGGCCGAUACCUAUUCCUUCAUAUUCAGCAUGAUCCUUAUAAAUGGUGGAAGCGAGGCUAGUCUAAAAAAGUGUCUUGAAACUUACACUAUUGUGAACGCAUCGUUCACGAAUGCGGUAUCUCUCUUUAACUAUGAACAGUAUGCUGAGAUCAUUCCACACAUGGAUGAGGUUUCCUAUGCUGUUGGUAUAUGUAAGACAGAUUUUAAAGUACCCGGUUAUAAUAUCAAUCCGAUGAUUAAGAAAAACAGAGAGACGAAUGUUUUGGCGGCCAUGGAAAAAAUCAUUGGUCAUAUGCUUUCUUCAUAG